This is a messenger RNA of Colias croceus (clouded yellow), 1380 nucleotides long. Its product is annotated as pickpocket protein 11-like. Gene Ontology annotation, cellular component: membrane. The transcript is spliced from 11 exons. NCBI's taxonomy places the organism in Eukaryota, Metazoa, Arthropoda, Insecta, Lepidoptera, Pieridae. The coding region runs from base 24 to 1331 and encodes 435 amino acids. Gene Ontology annotation, biological process: sodium ion transmembrane transport. Gene Ontology annotation, molecular function: ligand-gated sodium channel activity. The record is from RefSeq and is a predicted model, not a curated record.
UUGACUUCCAUUAGCGCUCAGAUAUGGCUCAAAAGACCCACAUCAAGGUAAAACCUUCGGAAAAAAAGGUAAAUAAAAGGGAACAUGCGAACAGUAGAUUUGUGGAUUUUUGCAAUCGCACAGAUUUGCAUGGAUUCAAAUAUAUUGUUAUGGAAGAUUUGAGCAGGAUGGAAAGGAUUUGUUGGGCAUUAGCAGUUUGUAUCAGUAUUGGAUUUGCUAUUUAUUUUGUCGUAACAGCUUAUGAGUGGUAUGAUCGAAACCCUAUAGUUACGGUUAUAGAAAGCACGCAGGGUCCAAUUUGGGACGUCCCAUUCCCGGCUGUGACUAUAUGCAGUUUGAAUUUUAUAUCUCUAUCUGCAGCUAAGAAAUGGUCUGAUAAUUUAACGUUUCCAAGCAACACAUCAAGGACAUUCGUAUUUGAGACGCUCAAACUGGCUCCCCUACUGUUUAUGCCUUCAACAGCAACUGAAGAACAAGUGGAGGAACUACGAGUGCUGCAAGAAAUUUUGGACUUCAACAGUAUAUCUGUGAAAACGUUUUUUACCGAAGGGACUUUGGUUUUCAUAGAGAACGCUUACAACCACCCCGACUUGGACUCAUCACUGCGGGUGAUCAAUCCUGCUGAGGAGGUGAUGAUAGCUCUAUCUCCAGAGUCCACUUACAGUACAUCCGGGAUACGGACAUUCCACCCGGAUAAGCGGAAAUGCUAUUAUAAAGAUGAGGUGCAUAUAGGUGAUUUCGUACAUUAUUCCUUCCACAACUGCAAGUCGUUGCAAAAGAUUGAAAGCAUUGAAACCAAUUGCGAGUGUACUCCAUUUUAUUUUCCAAUCAAAGAGAAGAUGCGACCUUGCAAUUUUUACGAUAUGAAUUGUAUUCGGCAAGUUGCAGAUAACCAGACGGAAGAAGUUGGUUUGUCUAUACAGAAUUCUAUAGAAUGUUUGCCAGAAUGUGAACAUUUUGACUAUCCGUUAGAGACAGCGUUUGGUGAAAUGAGCAACAAUGUUCCCCUCGGUGGACUUACGUUUUUUGAAAAUAUUGACUUGGAAAAUAAAUCAGUUUUGAACGUGUUCUUCAAUGAUUUAGUUUCUACGAGGUACAGACGGGAUGUUAACUUCAAUUGGCAGAAUUUACUAGCUGCAUUUGGAGGUCUCUUAAGCCUGAUGCUUGGCUUCACCCUAAUAUCUGGUUUCGAUUUCUUUAUAUUCCUUAUAACUUGUAUUCUAUACGAUUGUAAGACCAAUGUAACGACCAACCGGACAAAGCCAAAGAAUGUAAUAAAUAUUGAAGAGAAACGUUAUUGGCAGAACAAAUUAUAUUCGAAGAGAUAUUGAAAAAUGGAAGAGUAACGAUGGAUAUUGACUUAAUAAAGUUUUGAUUCUA